CUCCCAGCAUGCCCUUCUUCACACCACGUACUUCCGUGUACCCAUCAUGCCGUUUCAGAAACAUGGCGGCUGAGUUUUCAUAACAUCGGUACCUCUGCGGUCAUUCAGCGGAUUGUCGCACUUCACAGAAGCUCAACGAGACGAGAGUUGUGUCGAAGUGGAUUUUCCACGAUGCCGAAGUAUUACGAAGAUAAAGAGACGGAUGACAGAGCCUGUGCUGGAAUCAGAGAGGACUUUAGAGAAUGUCUCCUUCAACACGACUGCGUAAUAAAGGAGGGGAAACUGCCCAGCCAGUGUUUGAAGGAAGGCCACUGCAAAGCCCUGCAGACGUCAUUCUUUGAGUGCAAGAGGUCGAUGCUGGACACGAGGUCACGAUUCAGAGGAAGGAAAGGAUAUUGAGGAACCAGUGAAAUGCUGAUGUUGCUGUGUGGUAGAGAUUCCUGGAUGAGCGACUGUAAAUACAUCUCUUGUUCACAGAUCAGUGUACUUGAGAUCAAAUACACAUCUGAAAGACAAUUGUCUAAAAAGCAGAUAUCAAAUUGGGACAACUAAACGUGAAUGAAAAGUGGGCAUCGACGCUCAAAAGAUUCAUCAACUCAUCAGUACAACGCACUGACUGGAGCUUCCAGCAUUUUGAUUUCUUCUCUUAAUGUUAUUCUGGAUGAAUGAGUAUGUGUGAUGAAAUAAAUAAAACAGACUUUCUACUAAAA
Messenger RNA from Paralichthys olivaceus (Japanese flounder), 710 nucleotides. It is a transcript of the gene coa5, whose product is annotated as cytochrome C oxidase assembly factor 5. Gene Ontology annotation, biological process: mitochondrial respiratory chain complex IV assembly. Lineage: Eukaryota; Metazoa; Chordata; Actinopteri; Pleuronectiformes; Paralichthyidae. The record is from RefSeq and is a predicted model, not a curated record. Gene Ontology annotation, cellular component: mitochondrion.